AUGUUGACCAACUCCUCCCUGUUGGCCAACUGCUCUGCCAACGCCUCUUCUACCAACAGCUCUAGUCCUCCGUGCCCUGACUAUAGGGCUACCCAUCGCCUGCACAUGGUGGUCUACAGCUUGGUGCUGGCGGCCGGGCUCCCCCUUAAUGCGCUGGCCCUCUGGAUCUUCUUGCGUGUUCUGCGCGUACACUCGGUGGUGAGUGUGUACAUGUGCAAUCUGGCAGCCAGCGACUUGCUUUUCACCCUSUCACUGCCCGUGCGCAUCUCCUACUACGCACUGCACUACUGGCCCUUCCCCGACCUCCUGUGCCAGACGUCGGGCGCUAUCUUCCAGAUGAACAUGUAUGGCAGCUGCAUCUUCUUGAUGCUCAUCAACUUGGACCGCUAUGCCGCCAUUGUGCACCCCCUGCGUCUACGUCAUAUGCGACGGUCCCGCGUGGCGAGGCGGCUCUGUCUGGGUGUGUGGGCACUCAUCUUGGUGUUUGCUGUGCCCGCCGCCCGCGUGCACACGCCCUCGCCUUGCAGCUACCGGGGCAUCGAGGUGCGCCUGUGCUUCGAAAGCUUCAGCGACGAGCUAUGGAAGGGCCGGCUGCUGCCCCUUGUGCUGCUGGCCGAGGCCCUGGGCUUUCUGUUGCCCCUGGCAGCCGUCCUCUAUUCAUCUGGGCGGGUCUUUUGGACUCUAGCGCGGCCGGACGCCACGCAGAGCCAAAGGAGGCGGAAAACCGUGCGCCUUCUGCUGGCCAACCUCGUCAUCUUCCUGCUGUGCUUCGUGCCCUACAACUCCACUCUGGCUGUCUAUGGGCUGCUGCGGGGCAACCUGCUGGUGGCCAGCCAGGAGGCCCGCGAUCAAGUGCGCGGGGUGUUGAUGGUAAUGGUGCUGCUGGCCGGCGCCAACUGCGUGCUGGACCCGCUGGUGUACUACUUCAGCGCCGAGGGUUUCCGUAACACCCUGCGUGGCCUAGGUACUCCGCUCCAGGUCCGGACCUUGGCCACCAAUGGGGAUAGGGGAGCGAGUGCAGAAAGGUCCUCAGAGGCCAUCCACACCACUGGAGUGGAUGCCACCAGUCAGGAGCUACUCCAGCCACCUAAACCCAGAAUGCCCUUCACCGAGUGUCCUCAGGAUUCCACCCUCUGA
This is a messenger RNA of Urocitellus parryii (Arctic ground squirrel), 1137 nucleotides long. It is a transcript of the gene Lpar5, whose product is annotated as lysophosphatidic acid receptor 5. Gene Ontology annotation, cellular component: membrane. Gene Ontology annotation, molecular function: G protein-coupled receptor activity. Lineage: Eukaryota; Metazoa; Chordata; Mammalia; Rodentia; Sciuridae. The record is from RefSeq and is a predicted model, not a curated record. Gene Ontology annotation, biological process: behavioral response to pain; G protein-coupled receptor signaling pathway.